Molecule: messenger RNA, 3977 nt
Organism: Polistes dominula (European paper wasp)
Lineage: Eukaryota; Metazoa; Arthropoda; Insecta; Hymenoptera; Vespidae
Gene: elg1
Product: enhanced level of genomic instability 1
Cellular component (GO): nucleus
Molecular function (GO): ATP binding; DNA clamp unloader activity; DNA binding
Source: RefSeq, a predicted model, not a curated record
CUCUAUAUAAAAAUAAACAUGGCAAUUAAAAUUGGUAGCGCGUUUUGCCGCCAAAAAGUUGUAGACGUUAGCAGCACAGUUGGCCCGAGUUUUAAUUAAUAUUAUUUAGAAUUAUUUCAAUGAAAUAUAAUAUAUAUAGAUAUAUGUAGUAAAUUUGUAAAUAUGGUCUCGACGAUGAAGGAUCUUACCCAUUAUUUUCAAGACAGUGUCAAAUCCAAAUGUGAACCAUGCCAAAACUCGUCCGAAUUGAAUAUCAAAUUAAAGGAUGAAUCUGAAUAUUCUUGUAGAAAAAAACGUACUCGUGUCAAAAUAAAGAUAUCUCGUAGAAAUUCGAAUAGCAGGGUAUGCAAUAUCAUUGAGAAUAAAAACGAUUUAAUUGAUAAAACUCCAAGUCCAUUUUCUAAAUCGUUGGGAAAAAAAGAAAGAACUUCUAGCAGUGAAAGGUCGACGACAGAGGUUAAGGAGAAAGAAAAUGAAGAAGAUAGUACUGGAAAAAAGAACGAACAAAUACUUUCAAAAGUUAAUAUUAAUUGUAUAUUAAUAGAAUCGGAUGAGGAGACUGAAACUUUAGAAAACGAGGUGGUAAAUGAUAAUCUUUCUUUAUCUAUGGACAACAAAAUUCAAUCAAUUCAAUCUCAAAUGGAAUGUAGUGUAGAAAAUUCAAAUGAAUUUCAAUGUAAUACUGCACCUAGCAGCGAUAAUCAAGUGAACAAGGAAAAAAUGGAAGCAGAUAUCGUUUGUGAGCCUAUUAAUGAGUCUAUUAAUGAUCAUAAACAAUGUAAUGCAUUUCAAGUUCUUAUGAGUUCAAAUAAAUCGAUAGACAAUAUUUCGUGUGUGCAGCAUUCGUUAAAAAAUUCCUCCUCUUCUUCCUCUGAAUCUAAAUGUUGCCAGGACAAAUUAUUACUUAUGAAAGAUAUUAAAAGUCAUUCAAAGAGAAAACUUAGCAACACGGAAGAUGACAAGAAAAUAGAAGAAAUUGCAGAAAAACGCUUGAAACGAUUUAAAGAAGAUACAAAGAAAAAUAAUUAUUCUACCAGUAAUAAGCAGAAUCCUAGUUCAAAUAAUUUAUUACAUUUUCUCAGCAAAUCGGCUAGACUAGGAGUAGAAAAAAAGGAUAAGAUAGAAGUUAACACGUCUACUAUAGUUGUAGAAGCAGAUGUACAUAUGUCAGAAGAACCAGAAAUGGUGGUAAAUUCAUUAACCAACGUAGCAAAAACUAAAUCAGAUUUUCUAUGCAAGAAAAUGGCUAAUAAAAAUAUUCAAUCAGAAUAUUCAAAUGUAGAUAAAAUCGAUUUCAUAGAAUUGGAUGAAAUAAAAGAAAAUUCCUGCGUAGAGGAAAAUCCAUUCAAUCCAUCACGAUUAUUGCAACGUGAUAAACCUAAAUGGUCUUUAAGAAUUAAAAUGUUAUCUUCAAAAAGUAAGGAAUCUUCAUCCGAUACCGACGAAGAAGUGUUAUAUUCUCCAAUAAGUAAAAACAAACGUAAGAUGGAAGAUAAAAAAAUGUCUAAAACAUCAAAUAAUAAUAAUAAUGGCAACGAAUGCGCAAGAUUAUCUUUGAAAAUGAAUGGUCGAAGAAAUAAAUCUGACAAAGUGAUUACUUCUCUUAACCAUGGGACGCCAAAUGAGGACCAAACCGACGACCAAACUGACGACCAAACCGACGAUAUUAUAUUCGAAAAAGAAAUCAAACAAUUAACAUGCAUUAAUAACAAAUAUAGAAAUCUUAAUGAGAACUAUAGUAAUACUAAUACGAAGGAUGUUUCCAAGGAUUCGCAAAUUGUAGAUAGUAACACUUUAAAAAGAGAACCUUAUAAAAAACUAGCACCUCUUUUUUUAAGACAAUCUAAGCAAAACGUUGUAACCGAGGCAACAAGAUGUUCAUUUUUUAAAUCGGACACGAUUAAUGAUAAUAGUAAAUAUAUGGAGAAAAAGGUACCUACUUGCAAUUUGACUUAUCUUCCUUUUCCAAAAUUUAGUCAUAUCAAACAAUUGAAUAAUGAAAUUCAAACUACGAACGACGAACUAUAUACACAUAAAAUUCGAUUAAAAUCAGAUAUUAAUUAUAUACCACCGAUGAUAUUUAAUGGUGAUAAUUAUAAAUAUAUUUCUCAAUGUUUUGAAUCAUCAAGUAAGUCUCAGAUAAUUACAAAUGCAUCGGUUGAAGAAAAUACAGAGGAGGAAGUAUUGGCAGAAAUAGAACAGCAUUGCUCAGAUACCAGAAAUAUAUGGGAAACUAUUAAUUCUAUAGCAAAGAAUAAGUUUAACGUAGUACAAUCGGAAAAAUCCAAAAGUAAGAAAUUAAAAAAAGAUCUAAUGAAAGAAUGCGACAAAAAGCAGGUAUUUGUAAACAAUAUUUGGACACAAAAAUAUAAACCGACUAGUAGUUGUCAAAUAGUUGGAAACGAAAAUGCUGCAAGAAAGUUAAGAGAUUGGUUAAGUCGCUGGAGAUCGUUUGUACAUAAAGAAGAAGCUAGUAGCAGCGGGGAUGAAUUUUAUUCAUCAGAUUGUAGUUUUACGAGCAAACAGAAAAAUAAUCAAGUAGCUGUAUUAUUGGGGCCACAUGGAAGCGGUAAAACUGCUGCUGUUUACGCCGUUACGGAAGAGCUUGGUUAUAGCGUAUUGGAAGUUAAUGCUUCGUCUAGAAGAACGGGAAAAAAAAUUGUCAAAGAACUCGACGAAGCAACUAAAUCGCAUCGAAUUAAAAAAAAUGGAAACAACAAAUCGUUAUUCAGGCCAGUUUUGCAAGAGGCAAAUAAUUCAUCACAAAAUUCUUUAAUUCUUUUAGAAGAUAUUGACAUAAUAUUUGAAGAAGAUGAAGGAUUUAUAUCUGCUAUAUCCCAAUUGGUGUCAAAGACGAAACGUCCUAUUGUAAUGACGUGCAAAAAUGUUUGCCCUCAUUUAAAUAAAAUGGCUCCCGAACAACAACGAAUUUAUUUCCAAAAAGUAGUUGGCAAUAGAGCAUUAACUUUACUCAAAUUAAUUUCCUUAGCAGAAACAGGCUGUCAAAUUUCGUGCGAAUGUUUAGCAGAACUCUUACAGAAUGGGGAUUUGAGAAAAGCUUUACUGCAAUUGCAGUAUCUGCUAGUUUCAGGUUUCGCGCAUCUGAGUAAAUAUCCUUUUAAUUCGAGAAGCUUUGUUUGGCAAGACAUGAAGUAUUAUCUGUACCAGCCGGCUAUAAAAGAAACGAAAAAACGGAAGGCGGCGAAAGACUGCGUAACGAAUAAUAAUAAUGGAAAUAUAUUAAAUAAUUUAAGCAGUCAGUUAGAUUACUUAUCGUUGUUAUCAUCCUUAAUUGAGAUUAAUGAUCCUGCGCUCGAUAUAGUAUGUACCAAACCGCAGUCCAGUUUAUCUCUAACAGAAGACACAACGCCAUACUCUGUUUCACAAAGUAUUAGUUUAGAAAUAGGAGAAUGGAUUAGUCAAAAAAUAAUUAAGGACAAUCACUUAAUUGGUAAAAAUAGAAUCCAAUAUCAAGACAGAUUAAGCCUAAAAAAGCAAUUAAAUGAAGGAGUCGAUAGCGCUUUAUCGCAAAUUACAUCUCAUAUUUUAGACAAUCGAUGUAUAUCCUUAGAUUACUUACCAUGUGUUAGAACAAUAUGUAGAAUGGAAGAAUAUCGAAGUGCGUCGUAUAUUAAAAGAGGUAAUAGAUUUUUUCAUUAUCUUAGUGGCUUCAAAUUGCCAACUUUGUCGACAAAAUCGAAUAUUUUAUCGGCUGCGUGUAAAAUGCUACAAGAGAAAUCAUGAUACGAUAUCAUAAUAUAUAAAUGGAUUAUAUUAGAUAAAUGAAUGUUUAUUAAGAAAAAUGGAAAUAAAUCCAUGACUACUAUUUUUCUUAAGAACAAAACUCUGUUAGAAAUUGUUUAAUAUUUAUAUAUUUAUAUACACUCUCUCUUUGAAAGAUGAUUCUCUUCGUAUAACUAAAAUAUAUUAAUUAUUCCAUUCUCCUUUUAAGAAUAAUAUGAAAUUAGUUUAAAAAU